AUGGCUAACCUGUUGCGCUUGCUCUUCUGCGUUGUUGUGGCCUAUGGUGCAGUGGUUGAAGAGGAGAUGAAUGCUUUGCUGGAAGACAGCUGCGAAGGGGAAUGCACCCUGUCCCUGCUUCAGACGUAUGAUGUUUUUCACUGGGGAUUGCAAGCCUUCCAGUUGUCCUUCCUGUUGUCCUUCCUGUUGUCCUUCCUGUUGUCCUUCCUGUUGUUCGAUCCAAAAACGCUCAUGCCUGAAAUGGGUCAACUGCAAAAACAGCCCAGAGAAAUGGCUAACCUGUUGCGCUUGCUCUUCUGCGUUGUUGUGGCCUAUGGUGCAGUGGUUGAAGAGGAGAUGAAUGCUUUGCUGGAAGACAGCUGCGAAGGGGAAUGCACCCUGUCCCUGCUUCAGAUCAAAGCUGCUGGCCUUGAGGAGGACCCCCCCUGCAACGAUUGGGUCUCGUAUGAUGUUUUUCACUGGGGAUUGCAAGCCUUCCAGUUGUCCUUCCUGUUGUCCUUCCUGUUGUCCUUCCUGUUGUCCUUCCUGUUGUCCUUCCUGUUGUUCGAUCCAAAAACGCUCAUGCCUGAAAUGGGUCAACUGCAAAAACAGUUGCUAUUGUGCUCAAUGGGCGUAGGCGAUGUCAUCAGCGGAGGCCGCCAUUAUUCUGUUUAUUCCUGUUUUGAGCGCUUGGACUGGAUCACUGGAUGCCAGGGGCUCCCAAAGUUCACAGGCUCCAAGGAGUCAAACUUCCUUUGGCUCGCGGCAGCAAAGUCCUGCACCACGGAGAACCUCAUUGAGGCCGCGUCCAGCCAUUUGAGCACCGCGGGGUCUUUGAUUCUUCGCGAGCUCAGCAGUACCGCGAGUAUGGGUGAGAGCGAUCAGGCAAGCUGCAUCAUGGCAAAAGUCUACAGAGUACCUCAUCACGUUCUCAAGAGGGGAUUUGCGAGGUUGGAGAUGCGUUUCUCUCCCGACUCCCACGGCGAGCUUCGUGCUUCACUGAUCCUGACGACUCUGCGAAUCUUUGACGAAUACUUUCGCACUGGUCGCACCAGAGCUGAAAGGCAUUGGAUUGUUGAUAGACUGGAGACUUCCAUGCAUGACUUCACCAAAAAGAAGUGGAACGCUGACGAACUCUUGAAUGCGUUUGGCGUCAAGAUGAAUAUGUGCGAACGGAUCUACUUCACUGUGGAUGUCAGUGGCACCUCAAAUCUUCUUUCACGCUUUGUGAGUGGCUUUAUGGUGAUCACCAUCAUCAUUAGCAUUGCUGUUUGGAUGGCUGGCACUAUCCCAAGAUAUACAGUGGUGCAAUGUCCCAGCUGUGACCCUGAACCAUUGCCAUGGAUGCAGGUCGUGGACGAAGUGUGUGUCAUCAUUUUCACAACGGAAUUCCUGAUCAGGAUGCUCACAGCGCUCUUUGCACGGGCCAAGCUCCUGCAAGGCCGUUUUCUCUUGAAAAUGCUCUUUGAUCGGGACAUCAAGGCUGAAGAAAAGGAACACUUGGAUUCAGAGCACGAUGAGGAGGAAAGCGAGGAUGUAGAGAUUGAGAAGGAACGCUUCUCUUGGAUCUCAAAUUGGUUGAGUUUCUGGCGGCAACCCAACGCCAUUGUGGACUUAUUCACUGUAUUGCCGUACUGGGUGGAGGUCGUGUUUGCUACCUCGGCUGACCCCAACUUUAUUUGGCUCCGCCUCUUCAGAUUGCUUCGCGUCAGUCGUAUCUUCAAACUGUUGCAGCUCGUAAACUCUGACUUGUGGCAACUUAGCGAUGCUCAGCACCUGUUGUACAACGUCAUGAUCCAGGCUGCUCCUGCCUUUGCCAUCACAUUGGCUUUGCUCGGCUUUGCACUUUUGGUGUUCAGUUCCUUGAUGUACGAGGCUGAGCGUGGCAAUUGGUACCCAGUGUCCGUCAUUGAUGGGGCCAAUGCCACGGAGUUUGUCAACUUCUCGCAGAUCAUCAACCUCCCCGCAGUUCAACAUGAAGCAAACCGCGCUGGAGGUGUUUUCCUGCGGGAGUUGCCAAACGGCUACUUGGAGAUGACUCCGUUCACGAGCAUCCUGGUUUGCUCGUGGUGGACUCUGGCCACGAUCACGACUGUGGGCUAUGGAGAUCACAUACCUGUGAGCAUCCCAGGGCAGAUUGUUGGUGCAGUCGCUAUCCUCUAUGGCACCAUUCUGCUCGGGCUGCCGAUCGGUAUCAUUGGCUCUCAGUUCUCCAAUGAGUUUGGCCGUAUGAUAGCAUCGGGACGUUCGCGUGAACAUGGCAGCCGGGAACGACGUACUUCAGUGGGGAAUCGGAAUCUGCCGCCGAAAGGUCCAGAGCAUGAUGCGGCAAGUAGUGGUAGUGCUGGGACGAAGUCACCACGGAAGUCCUUCGUUGGGCAACAGGUGGUCAGCACCAUCAAGAAGGCCAUGCAACGCGAAUCCAGGAAGAAUUGGGAGGCAGAACAAGUGCAAGCGGACAAUGUCAAGAAGCUUCAGCAGCUUCCGCUCAAUGCAAAGCAGAAGGAGCAGCUCAUUUUCUCCAAGUAUUCCUUCGAAGACCUGCUGAAGAUGCACGGUGAGAACAUUGGAAUCACAGUGGAGACUCAGCAGUUCUGGAUGGAGGCUCUUUGGGCAUGUCAAUUCCAAGCUGGCCCUGCGUUGGAUCGGCUCUCGGCUAGUGUCUUGACCUUCCUGUCGGAUGCUGAAAAGCGCAGGGGACCUGGCCAUGUUCAGCCACUGCGUUUGGCAUGGCUAGACCUGUGUUUGGCCUGUUGUUCGGUGUCCGAGAAGCUCUCCAGACCGAGCUUCAAGGUUUAUGCCUCUGAGGACAGCGUGGCUGAUGGGCUCCCGGAGGGAAGCGACUCUGAAAAUGUGGACCGACAGAAAAGGCGGGCUUCACAACUGAGCUCGAGAACACAACUGAGCUCGAGAACGUUCCCCUCAAUGGAUUCGAUUGAUGCGCAGAGAAAGCACAUCACGGCACUCUGA
This is a messenger RNA of Cladocopium goreaui, 2949 nucleotides long. Lineage: Eukaryota; Dinophyceae; Suessiales; Symbiodiniaceae. The record is from the annotation of a GenBank genome assembly.